AUGCUGGCUAUAUUGUGUUUAUUGUUCACCUUAAAUCCUUUUUGGGCAGCAGCUCAAAACACGAAUGGACAUGUGGGUCCUGUAAGCAUCAGCUCGUUGGGACUCAAGGACUUCUUUGAUUGUUUACGAAAAUACCAUGACUUCAAGACCGACAUUGGCUACAAGACAGGCAGAACGGGAAUUAUCGUGAACUUGAGCUUAGAUGAACUAGGAACCAGAACAAACGAUGCAGUGCAGGAUUGUUAUAGGGCCAACGAAUUCGGGUUAUUACAAAUGGACUACAUUAUGUUCGUAGGGAAUGUUUCUGGGAACUUUACGCCUAUUGCGGCAGCAAACACAGACUCGACAAUUAUCUUCAGCAUGAUGACUGAUGUGCAACUGCCAGUCGGUGAAGAAUGGCGCGGUAAUGGCGUAAUGGGGAACAGUACCGAGGACACUUUAACGCGCCGUGCCAAUAGUAACAUGGUUAUUAAGUUUAUUAAGAGUGCGUGGCAAGACCAGACAACCUCUGAUACGGUUACUAACGUGUGCAACAGUAGAUACAAGGCUACUGGAAGUAUCUCAAUGUCAACAUCUACUACCGGCAUUCAUCAUGCCACAGCUUGGUCUCAUCACCAGUGCCAGAAGAAAGGCAGAGACGACUACAAAGGCGAGACAGAGGUAAAUUAUAGGAAUACGCAAUAUUGGGUUUACUCUUACGAGAAUUACUGGUUAUACGCAGGCGCGAUGUCACCAGGAAUACUGGGAGACUACUGGGGGCAGGGUGCCACACAGGCAGUUUGUGGUUACUGGAAUGACUGUUCAGAUUAG
Messenger RNA from Kluyveromyces marxianus DMKU3-1042, 810 nucleotides. RefSeq names its product putative inorganic polyphosphate/ATP-NAD kinase. Lineage: Eukaryota; Fungi; Ascomycota; Saccharomycetes; Saccharomycetales; Saccharomycetaceae. The record is from RefSeq and is a predicted model, not a curated record. The transcript has a single exon. Bases 1 to 810 code for a protein of 269 amino acids.